UGUGGAUGAGGAUCGAUACUUGUCACUUACGUUGGUAUCAUGAAUGGAUGAAGCAUCCUGAGCUGCAGCAUCUGACUGCCUCAGAGACACUGAACCUGGAACAGGAGUACGACAUGCGGGGGAGCUGGCAGGAAGAUGGUGACAAGUGCACAUUCAUCAUCUUGGAUAAGCAGCGAUGGGCAGAUCCCAGUAUAGAAGAGGAGCAGUGCACGGUGGGAGAUGUCAACAUGUUCCUGAUGGACCCAACAGACCUUUCCUCAGCUGAGCUGGAGAUCACAAUAGCAGAGCCCAGUUACAGAGGCAAGGGCAUCGGGAAGGAGGUGACACGAUGGAUGAUGUGCUACGGUGAGCAUUUGAUCCCAUCUUUCAGAAGGUUUCGAGCAGGAAGACAGAAGCUUAAAGUCACUGUGUAGAAGUUGAAAAUUUCCACACUUCUUGAAUUACUGCCCAUUUUUCUGCAAUUCAGUCUUGUGCUGUGUUCAUCUUUAGUUGGAGAAUCAACCUGUGGUGGAGGAGGAAAAAUAAUAAAUGCAAAAUCGGCAUGAGACUGCAGAGAGGAUGGAUGAGAUUGAGGCAGGUGUAUGGUUUGUUGUAAGACGACUUGCAGAAUAAACAACUUUUAAAUAGUAUUUUUUGUAUGUUUGUCAGGAAAAGUAAACUAACAUUCAGUACUAUCCUAUGUUGACUAAAAGUAAGGGUAUGGAUACAUCGUUAGAUAUAAACUACAUUUGACAAUGUGUGAUAAGCUGCAUUGCUAGACUU
Molecule: messenger RNA, 762 nt
Organism: Monopterus albus (swamp eel)
Lineage: Eukaryota; Metazoa; Chordata; Actinopteri; Synbranchiformes; Synbranchidae
Product: N-acetyltransferase 9-like
Molecular function (GO): N-acetyltransferase activity
Source: RefSeq, a predicted model, not a curated record